CGCGGUGUACGCAGUAUUCACUAUUCAGCAUUCGUCGAUGCGAUUUCUUUAUCGUGCGAACCACCGGCGCGACCACGGUCCGUCUCUCGCGCAUCUUCUAUCGCCAUCGAGCACGAAAAAAACGUGAGCAGCGUUUCCUUUGCGACGUUUCCUCUUCCACAGCCACGGAAACGGUCAGAGUUCGGCCGAAGUUCACCCCUCCUCCUCCUCGUCCCGUUCAUCCAACACGCGCGGCGAACCAAGCACGAUCGUGCCGGCUUUGAUGUGUAACGUUAACACGUCGCGGGAUGAAGCUCACACGAAACUGCCUCGGCAACAUCGGCAAAAUGUUGGACUUCUACUCGCAAUUCAACCCUUCGCCACUCUCGAUAAAACAGUUCAUCGAUUUCGGUCUAAGCGCUUGUGAGAGGAAAUCUUUCAUAUUCUUGAGGAAGGAAUUGCCGGUUCGCCUUGCCAACAUCAUGAAGGAGAUUCAUUUGUUGCCAGAAAACUUACUGAAGAUGCCUAGUGUUGGUAUUGUAAAUAAUUUAUAUAUCACAUCUUUUGAAGAAAUAAUACACUUUGAAAAAGUCGAUGUCAACGAUGCUACUUUAGACAAAUUCUGCCAAGCUCUAAUAAAAAUACGAAAUAGGCAUACCGACGUUGUUCAAACAAUGGCGCAGGGCGUUUUGGAACUGAAGGAAUCCCACGACGUGGAUAUUCAGACUGAAAACAGCAUUCAGUAUUUCUUGGACAGAUUUUUCAUGUCUCGCAUUUCCAUUCGUAUGCUGAUCAAUCAACAUACGCUCCUUUUUGGUGGGCAGUUGAACGGGCACAGUAGACACGUGGGAUGUAUAGAUCCAUCCUGUGACGUGAUCGGCGUCAUUAAGGACGCUUAUGAGAACGCACGAUUUUUGUGCGAUCAAUAUUAUCUGGCUAGUCCGGAAUUGAGAGUCAAACAGCAUAACGAACUUGAACGCAGUAGUGAGAUUAGGAUUAUUUAUGUACCGAGUCAUUUGUACCAUAUGUUAUUCGAACUCUUCAAGAAUAGUAUGAGAGCUGUGAUGGAACACCAUGGAUGCGACUCGGACAAUUAUCCGCCACUCGAAGUUUUACUAGUGCGCGGAAAAGAGGAUAUUUGCGUGAAGAUAUCCGACAGAGGUGGCGGCAUUCCUCGUUCACAAAUGGACCAUUUAUUUAAGUACAUGUAUAGUACUGCUCCACAACCGAGCAAAUCAGAUGCUCAUACGGUACCGCUUGCAGGAUACGGUUACGGUCUGCCUUUAUCCCGAUUGUACGCCAGGUAUCUGCACGGCGACAUCGUAUUGCUCAGUUGUGAGGGCUAUGGAACAGAUGCUAUUAUUUAUCUAAAGGCUUUAUCCACCGAGGCAAAUGAACUAUUGCCGAUAUUUAACAAAACCUCGUCGAAGUUUUACCGCACACCGGUACCCACUGCGGAUUGGAGCAGUCAAUGUGGUGGUGGGAUGGCAACGAGGCAACUUAGUAUGAGUCACACUCAAGGCCACAGACUGCCUCAUGGGAUGGAAAUCACUCAUUUAUAGCAAAACGCGAUCGAUGCGGAUCAGAAAACGAUUGAAAAGUUCUGUCCGCGUAUAACAAAGGAUACUUUAAUAGGAAAGCUAGAUCUGUAUUCGAAGCCAGAACAAUUAUUGAAGGAAUAUUCUCUACAAAUAUGAGAACAAUUGGUUAUUAGAUGAAUAAAACACUAAAUACAUACUGGCCAAAGAUAAUAUUGAUAAUCUCUUUUUUGUGCCGUAAUUGCAUUACAUAUCAAAUCAAUUAUACAGAUUUGAUGAUUGAAAUUUUUGUUUUUU
This is a messenger RNA of Atta colombica, 1814 nucleotides long. It is a transcript of the gene Pdk, whose product is annotated as pyruvate dehydrogenase (acetyl-transferring) kinase, mitochondrial. NCBI's taxonomy places the organism in Eukaryota, Metazoa, Arthropoda, Insecta, Hymenoptera, Formicidae. The transcript is spliced from 8 exons. The record is from RefSeq and is a predicted model, not a curated record. Gene Ontology annotation, molecular function: pyruvate dehydrogenase (acetyl-transferring) kinase activity. Gene Ontology annotation, biological process: protein phosphorylation; regulation of glucose metabolic process. Gene Ontology annotation, cellular component: mitochondrion. Bases 288 to 1541 code for a protein of 417 amino acids.